GGUUCAAAAGAUAAUGGAGAUUUUUCUAUGAAUGGUGGCCAUGGAGCUCACAGCUAUGUCAAAAACUCAUCCUAUCAAGGAGGAGUGUUGGAAGCUGCAAAGGCAAUCAUCGAAGAAGAAAUCGCCACAAAGUUAGAGAUUUCAACCAAUAGCUUCUGCCUUGCCGAUUUCGGGUGCUCAACCGGCAACAACUCUUUUCCAGCCAUGCAUACAAUCAUCGAAGCCGUCAAGCUAAAAUACAAAUCCUCAUACCUCAAAACCCCAGAAUUCUAUGUCUGCUUCAACGACGUCAUUUCCAAUGACUUCAACACCCUCUUCAAUUCCCUCCCAUCCAAUAGGAGCUAUGAGGUAGCCGCAGUAGCCGGAGACUUCCACGGCCGCCUUCUCCCGCCUUCUUCUGUUCACUUUGCGUACUCUUCUUGGGCGCUCCAGUGGCUGACAGAGGUGCCCAAGCCGGCCGUAGGCCUCCACUCUCCGGCUUGGAAAGGGGGAAAGAGAUUGUAUGGUGUAAAGAGAGAGGAGGUUUAUGAAGCUUAUUUGAAUCAAUUUGAGAUGGAUUUGGAAUCAUUCUUGAAGUGUAGGGCUGUAGAAAUGGUGAAAGGUGGGAUUAUGGCUCUUCUAAUUCCUGCACUACCGACUUAUUGGGACCCACGAAAAGAGUUCACUGUUGCAUCGGUGAUCGAACUUCUCAGAUCUUCCCUAGUCGAUAUGGCCAAAAAGGGAAGAUUGAGUGAGACAAAAUUGGAUGCAUUCAACUUUCCAUACUACAUUCCCACUUCGGAACAGGUGUGGGCAAUAUUGCAAAAGAGCAAUAGCUUCUGCAUAGAAAGAAUGGAGAUUAUGAAGAGUGGGACAUUGCUCACUGUUGAUGGCCACGUGGCAUGUUUUAGGGCAGUUCAUCAAAAUAUGCUUACACAUGAGUUUGGAGCUGAAACCAUCGAUGAAUCGUUCGAUACGUUGAAGAAGAAACUCCGAACUUCACCUGUUUACGCAAAUCCUUCUAAUGAUAAAACUCUUGUUGUUGUUGCUAUCCUCAAGCUCAAAAAUGUUUAGUACUAGACUACUAGCAAUCAAAUAAGGUGCAUAUAUGAUUCCAUGUAGGAAGAUAGUAUCUUUCCUAUAUUUCAUUUUUCAUUUUUUCUAUUCUUGGGUGGGAGUGGGGAGUCAAUGGUAUGUGUGUUUCUCUACUAGUGGUCUUUUCAUAAUAUCUAGUGUAACAAUUUUGUUUCACAAACUUUGUGUUGUAAGUUAUCUAUUAGCAAUUAGGAUAAUAAUGUAAUAUAAUAUCUAUAGU
Salvia hispanica is the source of this 1294-nucleotide messenger RNA. Its product is annotated as loganic acid O-methyltransferase-like. Gene Ontology annotation, molecular function: methyltransferase activity. The record is from RefSeq and is a predicted model, not a curated record. Lineage: Eukaryota; Viridiplantae; Streptophyta; Magnoliopsida; Lamiales; Lamiaceae.